CGCAGGCUGCUCCACCAUGAACGAUGAGGUCAUCAGCACUAACGCACUGGCCUGGCUGGUCUGCUCAGGAGUGUCCAUCCUGGCCAACACCUGGGGCAUCCUGAGCAUGAGUGCCAAGCAGAAGAAGUGGAAGCCAUUGGAGUUCCUCAUUUGCACACUGGCCGGCACGCACAUCCUGAACAUGGGCAUCCCCAUCACCAUGUACUGCAUCAUUCAGUUGCAUCGGCGGCACAUAAACUAUGAGUGGAAUGAAGGACUCUGCAAGGUCUUCGUCUCCACCUUCUACACCCUUACCUUGAUCACCUGCUUCUCCGUCACUUCCCUGGCCUACCACCGCAUGUGGAUGGUCCGAUGGCCUGUCAAUUAUAGGCUGAGUAACACCAAGAAGCAGGCCAUCCAUACAGUCAUGGGCAUCUGGAUGGUCUCGUUCAUUCUGUCCACACUACCCGCUGUGGGCUGGCAUGAUACCAUGGAACGCUUCUACAACCACGACAACUGCCGCUUCAUUGUGACCGAGAUUGGCCUGGGCUUCGGAGUCUGCUUCCUGCUGCUGAUCAGCGGGAGUGUGGUGAUGGGCGUCAUCUGCAUAGGGAUUGCCCUCUUUCAGACCUUCUCCAUUCAGAUGAUCCAAAAUGUGGACAAAAACAAAUUUAAUGUGCCCACCAUCGUAGUGGAGGAUGCCCAAGGCAAGAGACGCUCGUCCAUUGACGGCUCAGAGUCCAUCAAGACUUCGUUGCAGAUUACCUAUCUUAUCAGUGGAAUAGUCUUCAUAUACGACUUUCUAACUGGGUUCCCCAUAUUGGUGGUGAGCUUUGCUAGCCUGAAAUUUGACCGCUCCUACAGCUGGAUGGUGCUGUGUGUGCUGUGGUGCUCCAUAGCUCAAUCCAUCCUCCUCCCCCUGUUCCUGUGGGCUUGUGACCGCUACAGGGCUGACAUCAAAAUGGUCUGGGAGAAAUAUGUGGCCAUCAUGUCCAAUGAUGACGUGGAGGAAGGUGCCCCCUACAAGAAGAUACUCCCACGACGAAACCGACAUGUGGACCACCAGUCAGAUCUCGUCUUAUCUGCAUCGCUGGGGUUCCACAGAGGGCAUAAUUGGCAUCCCUCUGUACAGCUCACCAUGCCACAGGAGACGGUGGAGCAGCCCGGCAUCCUGCCACAUAUUUACGUUGUGUUACUGAUAUAGCCCUGCAUUGCUUUCUUUGAUAUUGGCAUUUCAG
Xyrauchen texanus (razorback sucker) is the source of this 1217-nucleotide messenger RNA. Its product is annotated as probable G-protein coupled receptor 153. The coding region runs from base 17 to 1183 and encodes 388 amino acids. Gene Ontology annotation, molecular function: G protein-coupled receptor activity. Lineage: Eukaryota; Metazoa; Chordata; Actinopteri; Cypriniformes; Catostomidae. The transcript is spliced from 4 exons. Gene Ontology annotation, cellular component: membrane. Gene Ontology annotation, biological process: G protein-coupled receptor signaling pathway. The record is from RefSeq and is a predicted model, not a curated record.